Molecule: messenger RNA, 2584 nt
Organism: Esox lucius (northern pike)
Lineage: Eukaryota; Metazoa; Chordata; Actinopteri; Esociformes; Esocidae
Gene: cnga2b
Product: cyclic nucleotide gated channel subunit alpha 2b
Exons: 7
Coding region: 77-2107 (676 amino acids)
Biological process (GO): monoatomic cation transmembrane transport
Cellular component (GO): intracellular cyclic nucleotide activated cation channel complex; plasma membrane
Molecular function (GO): intracellularly cAMP-activated cation channel activity; cGMP binding; intracellularly cGMP-activated cation channel activity
Source: RefSeq, a predicted model, not a curated record
ACUGGUUAUAGAUGAUCUCUGGCUGUGAGAUGGCUAUCAGGACUGUACUGAGUGACUGAAGGCAAACAGGCUGAAAAUGACAGGCCAGGUGGCUGACAGGGACCUGUCCCCGAACCGUCUCUCGGUGAAGUCCACCAUGGAGGAGGAGCCAGAGAGGGGGAGAGCUGACAGUACUCUGAGCAGAGUGCCAUCAGCAUGUGGUCAGGAUAACGAUGACACUUCCUCAGAGCUGGCACGGGUGGCCGAACUCGACAGGGGAAACAACUCCAGGAACUCUCUUCGAGGACGGGGUGCUCUGUCUAGGUUGGUGAGUUUGGUGGUGAUUCUGAGGGAGUGGGCACACAGGAGCCUUCUAGAGGAGGAGGAGCGACCAGACUCUUUCUUGGAACGCUUCCGUGGCCCUGAGCUAAGGACUGCCCCUAGUCGUGUCAGCAAUACCCAGCCUGACGCUAAUGGAAAGACCAAAGGGAUGUUUAGGAAGAAAUGGGAAGUGUUCAUUGUGUCUCCGUCAGAUGACAUGUACUACCGCUGGCUGUUUGUUAUUGCUACUGCUGUUCUCUACAACUGGAUCUUCAUUGUGGCUAGAGCAUGCUUUAACCAACUGCAGACAAGCAAUUACAUCUGCUGGUUGGUGCUGGACUAUCUUUCAGACUUCGUGUACAUCUUGGACACCUGUGUCAGACUUCGUACAGGGUUUCUGGAGCAGGGUUUGCUUGUGAAAGACCUCUCCAAGCUGAGGGACAGCUAUAUCCGCACAUUUCAGUUCAAGCUGGAUGUGGUGUCCAUUCUACCCACUGACCUGGCUUACAUAAUAACAGGAAUCCACACCCCAGAGCUCCGAUUCAACCGCCUGCUGCACUUCCCCCGCAUGUUUGAGUUCUUUGAUCGCACUGAGACACGCACCAACUACCCCAACAUCUUCCGCAUCUGUAACUUAGUGCUCUACAUCCUGGUCAUCAUUCACUGGAAUGCUUGCAUUUACUUUGCUAUUUCAAAGUCCCUCGGGUUUGGCUCUGAUACCUGGGUAUACCCCAACAUCUCCAACCCUGAGUACAGCUCACUGACCCGGGGCUACGUCUACUGCCUGUACUGGUCCACUCUCACCCUCACCACUAUUGGAGAGAUGCCCCAACCUGUAAGGGAUGAGGAGUAUCUUUUUGUGGUCUUUGACUUCCUUGUUGGGGUGCUGAUCUUCGCCACCAUUGUGGGUAAUGUUGGCUCCAUGAUUGCCAACAUGAAUGCCACGCGUGCAGAGUUUCAGGCCCGAAUUGAUGCCAUCAAACACUACAUGCACUUUCGCCGGGUCAGCAAGGAGCUGGAGGCACGCGUAAUUAAGUGGUUUGACUACCUUUGGACUAAUAAAAAAGCAGUGGACGAGCAGGAAGUGUUGAAGAACUUGCCCAACAAAUUGCAGGCCGAGAUUGCCAUCAAUGUGCACCUGGAGACCCUGAAGAAAGUGCGUAUCUUUCAGGACUGUGAGGCUGGACUGUUGGUGGAGCUGGUGCUGAAACUCCGUCCACAGGUCUACAGUCCAGGGGACUACAUCUGCCGCAAAGGAGACAUAGGGAAGGAGAUGUACAUCAUCAAAGAGGGGAAGCUGGCAGUGGUGGCUGACGAUGGGGUGACACAGUAUGCCCUUCUCACCUCCGGCAGCUGCUUCGGAGAGAUAAGUAUCCUCAACAUCCAGGGCAGCAAAAUGGGCAACCGUAGGACGGCCAAUAUCCGCAGCAUCGGUUACUCUGACCUCUUCUGCCUCUCUAAGGAUGACCUGAUGGAGGCAGUGACUGAGUACCCUGACGCCAAGAAGGUGCUGGAGGAGAGGGGGAAGGAGAUCCUAAUGAAGGAGGGCCUGCUAGAUGAGAAUGCAGAAAGUGGCAGACUCGGUGGGGAGGACACUGAGGAGAAAGUGGAGAGGCUGGAGUCCUCGCUGGAUACCCUGCAGACACGCUUUGCGCGCCUCCUCAGUGAGUACACGGCAACGCAGCAGCGUCUGAAGCGGCGCAUCACCAACCUUGAGCGGCAGCUUUGCCACACGGGCUGCGGGACUCUAUCAGAGGCAGACUUCUCAGACGUAGAGGAAGAAGCUGGGGCAGGCACUGCAAACUGAUGGGGAACAGUGGUGAGCGCACUGAUCUUACUGAUCAAACCUGAAGAAUGCCUGCAACCGUGGCAAUUGGUCUAACACUUUUGAGCACUUUCAAAUGUAUAAGUGUUUGCACAAAUGUACAAUGAACGUCCUUCCUUAUAAGAAAAGGCAUCACAUAUUAACCUGAUGACAGUUGGGUUAAAGGUUAAGGCUUGGUAUUCUAUGAGUUCAGCGCUAAAAUAAGAUGAAGAGUUGUAGAAUAUAGGGAGGGAGUAUAGGGUAUAGAGUCAGGGUAAAGAGUAUAGAGUCAGAAAAGAGAUGUGUUUCUCUGUAGAUAAAACACUGCUACAGAAGCACAGCUGGUGUCUGGCCUUAGAAAAAUGGUUGUAGGACAGGUGGUAGAGCAACAGGGGUUCAGGUGUACACACAAAGUAAUAUGCAGUAAUUAUUUACAUCAUUACCCUCAAAGAUAGCUUGACAAGAGAACAGAUAGCAGCA